This is a messenger RNA of Peromyscus californicus insignis, 1319 nucleotides long. Its product is annotated as CMRF35-like molecule 3. The coding region runs from base 409 to 1062 and encodes 217 amino acids. Lineage: Eukaryota; Metazoa; Chordata; Mammalia; Rodentia; Cricetidae. Gene Ontology annotation, cellular component: plasma membrane. The transcript is spliced from 4 exons. Gene Ontology annotation, molecular function: transmembrane signaling receptor activity. The record is from RefSeq and is a predicted model, not a curated record.
AUUUGGGAGUUGACAGUCCACAGAAAAGCCUGUUACAUGCUCUCCUCUCCCAUGAUCCCCUGCACUCACACGUGUCCCUGGUGAGCAGAAGGGUUUGCUGUAUUCCGUAUUUGCAUUUGUCUCUACUGUCCUAUCUGUCUGCCUCUCCCUUUAGGAGUCCCACCCAUCUUUCAAGUUCAGAUACAGCCUUGCAUCUAUGCAGCAGAGGAAGUUCCCUCUUUAUCCAGCUGCAUCACACAUAUGAUGACUUGGUCUCAAAUACUGACAUCCUCUUUCUCGAAUCAAGUGCAACUGAGAAGUUGUCUAGGACGUAAACAAGAGAUACCUAAAGGAAAUUCAGGUUGAGCUUCGAGUUCUUGCAAGGUGUUGGCAUCUGUCACCACCACAGCCAGGAGAGGAGACAGGACCAUGUGGCUGUUCCCUGCUCUGCUCCUCUUCCUCCCAGGCUGCUCCACUGCUCCGGAUCCAAUCACAGGGCCAGACACGAUGAGGGGUCAGGAGCAGGGCUCCUUGACUGUGCAGUUCCAUUAUGACUCAUCCUGGAAGGAUUACAAGAAGUUCUGGUGCCGAGGAGCUGAUUUGAGAACAUGUGAGAUCCUCAUUCAAACCGAUGCAUCAAAGCAGUUGGUAAGGAAGAACCGUGUGUCCAUCAGGGACGACCAGACAAACUUCAUCGUCACAGUGAUCAUGGAGGACCUGAGGAUAAGCGAUGCUGGCAUUUACUGGUGUGCGAUUCAGAGAACUGGCUCUGAUCCCCAUUUUAAAGUUAAUGUGAACAUUGACCCAGCCCCAGAAACUUCAACUAAAAUAAUGUCAGUCAUGGCCCCAGUUCUGACAUCCACACCACCAACCAUGGAGAACACUGGCAACUAUGGAGGGACUCAAACCAACACCCACACCUGGUCCCUGCUGAGCAGCAUCUACUUCAAGCUCCUGGUCUUUCUGGAGGUGCCCCUGCUCCUGAGCAUGCUCAGUGCAGUCCUCUGGGUGAACAGGCCUCAGAGGUGCUCUGGGGGAGAUGAAGUUGGCCUGGUGAAAGUACACAGUUCUGAUGCCCAGUAAAGACAGAAAUACUUUCCAAAUGAAAGAAAAUGAUACCUCUCACCUGGGUGUGUGUGUGUGUGUGUGUGUGUGUGUGUGUGUGUGUGUGUGUGUGUGUUUAUACACUGUGGGUGCAUAUGUGUAUGUAGAGGACAAAUUCAGGUGUCAUUGUACUAUUGUCUGAGACAGGAUUUCUCAUUGCUCUGACCUUUGCUUAAGUAGACCAGGCUAGCUGGUGGAGAAAUCCAGGGACCUACCUGACUCUACCUCCUAGCUGG